This is a messenger RNA of Nerophis ophidion (straightnose pipefish), 14725 nucleotides long. RefSeq names its product dynein axonemal heavy chain 11. Gene Ontology annotation, biological process: microtubule-based movement. Gene Ontology annotation, molecular function: ATP hydrolysis activity; ATP binding; minus-end-directed microtubule motor activity. NCBI's taxonomy places the organism in Eukaryota, Metazoa, Chordata, Actinopteri, Syngnathiformes, Syngnathidae. Bases 184 to 13554 code for a protein of 4456 amino acids. Gene Ontology annotation, cellular component: dynein complex. The record is from RefSeq and is a predicted model, not a curated record. The transcript has 82 exons.
GAGGAGAGUGUCCGUUGCUACGCAACCACACGCUAAACCACCCAGUGUGGAUUCUUCUUCGGAGACAUUAGCGCAUUAAGGAACUAAAGCUAUUUUUUUCACUUUGUUUUUCUCAGUGUAUUUACACUUUGCCACCAGAAGUGAAGCAGCUGAACAUGAUGUGGAGGUAAACACCGAGCCAUCAUGUCGGACGACGAGAGUACGCCUUCGUUUCUUGACGACGUCAGAGUAAAGUUUGUCGAAGAGAAAGUGUGUUUGUUUUUACGACUGCAGCGUCAAACGUGGAGUAAAAGUGCAGCCAGUCAAGAGUUCCAGAGACUGUUGGCCGACCUUUUUGAACAUUACUCUGCUGUUUAUUUCUCUUCGCCAAAGGCAUCUCUGCUCGCUACUAAUAAGGUUCCACUUACUGCCAAAAGUAACCACAUUUACACCAUAAAGAAGCGUGAUGUUCCCAUCACUCCAGAAAACUACAGGGAGCUUCUCCUUUUUGGCGUCCUGUCGCCAUCGCCACUACUGCAGCUGUCAAUCACAGUUGAACAGAUAUGUGUCCCAUUGCUGUCCAAUAGCCUAAACCAUUCCACAUGGCCACAUCUGUUGUCGGAGGAUAUUACUCAGAAUGCAGAGAAGAUAUGCCGUAAAACAUCAGUUGUGCGGCGAAGGGCUUCAGGGGAAUCUUUCCUCCCUAUGCCCACUGCGACAGAUUGGCUGGAAAAUGUGACCAGUACCUUUGAUAUGUAUGGUAGCCAUGAUCGUGCACUGGCCCAUAAUAUAGAGACCUACGUCAGUCACUGGACCAAUCUGAUCCACAAAAUGUUGAAGGAGGAUUCAUCAGACAUACUUCUGAGCGGUUGUAAUCCAGGGCCAAGUGCUGAGCUAAAGUUCUGGGCUUCCAGGAAGAGCAAUAUUCAGAGCAUAUAUCAUCAGCUUCAAAGUCCUGUUGUGGAGAAAAUGGCAAAGAUGUUGGAGAUAAUGGACAGCAGCUAUCAUCCUGUAAUCAAGACUCUGAAGGGAAACGUGUUUGAUGCACUCCAAGAAGCUAAAGACAUAGACCUCCAUCUACAGCCACUGUACGGCCAACUGUCUCAAUUGGAACAAGACGGACUCCCUCAAUUUGAGGGGUCCAUCCCUUUGCUGUUUCACUUGUUAUUCCUGAUCUGGACUAACUGCCAAGCUUACCAAAGGCCCACACGAAUUGUGGUCUUACUUCAGGAGCUUUGCAAUCUGCUCAUUGAACAGGCAUCUACCUAUUUAUCCGCUGACUUGUUACUGCGAGAGGACCCAGAUGAAGGUGUACAAAUGGUGACGAGGGUGAUACAAGUCUUUCGAUGUUUCACAGAGAGUUACCAGAGCCAAAGGGAGAGAUUGGCCAACCAUUCAAAAAAUGCACCCUGGGAUUUCUCAUCUGCUAUGAUUUUCACACGUUUCAACUUCUUCCUUAACCGCAUGCAACAACUGGAGGAGUUUUUUGAAAUAAUGCUGGAAUAUAAAAAGAUGGAAAAACUGGAAUUUGGUGGAGCAAAAGGCAAAUUCUACAGCGAGCAUGCAGCUCAAAUGUAUGUUGAGUUCAAUGAGCUCUGCCAGUUGUUGAUACACAGCAAUCACAGCCUUCUGGAUUGCACAUCUCAGGAUUUUGACCAGGAUUACAAAAAUUUCAAAGUGAAGAUUGAGGACUUUGAAUGCAGACUUGCCAGCCUUCUGUGUUUAGCAUUCAAGGACUGUGCAGGACUGGAAUCAGCAUUUAAACUGUUAACAAUUGUUGGACCUCUCCUUGAGAGAGGACACAUGAGACAAAUAUUCAGUCUAAUCAUCCCUUUGCUGCGGCAACAAUUCCGAGAUGAGCUCGAAAAAUGUAAAUGGCUCUUUAAGUCACACUUCAGUGAGAAGAAGAGUUGCUUUGGAAAGAACAUUGCUUACACAUCUGCAGAGUUAAAGUGGGCACAAAUGAUCAAAGAACGCAUUGAAACCCCGUGGGAAAAAAUUAGAUUUCUCUUUGAAAGAUCUGUGGAAGGUGCGGAGACAGCAACAAAGGAGCACCACAUGCUCAAGGAGAUGAUGAGGCUUCUACAUCAAUACAAGGAAGAUGUUUAUUCUAAGUGGUGUGACGGUUUGGAGCAAGACUGCCAGAUGAACCUGAACCAACCUCUUAUUAAUAGAAACGCCUCAAAUGACCUCAUCUCUGUCAACUUUAAUUCAAAGCUUGCUGAAGUCUUAAAAGAUGUAAAGUAUAUCCAAACACUCAACAUUACCAUUCCUGUGGCUGCCAUGACUGUUUUUGAGAAACGUGACCUCUUUACAAAGUAUGUGAGCAGUCUGCAGCUUGUAAUGCAGUGGUACAAUCAACUCAAACAGACCGUGCUCGAGGUGGAGCUGCCUCUGAUCGCAGCUGAGCUGACAACCAUAGAUCAACAACUGAAAAGAGCAGAGACUCUCAUGACUUGGCAAGACCAGGACUGCUGGAGCCUCAUUGACACGACCAAGGACCUGGUCCAUGACCUUAUGUGCCGAGUCAGUCGAGCAAAGGAAAACCAUGAUGCCAUGCAAAGGAUGAUGAAGAAUUGGAGCAAACAGACUUUGUAUUGCAGAAAGGACAAUAAGAAAAGCUCACCGCUGCAGCUUGAGGACAGGGGAGACCGUGUUAGCAAGAUAUAUAGCUCCAUAAAACGAGACGGAGAGUCCAUCCACAAGUUGGUGCAGGAGAACAUGACACUUUUUCAUGCAGACUCUGAUUCAGAUGCUUGGCAGUCCUACCUGGCAUAUGUAGACGAGAUGGUAGUUGAGGGGUUCUUCUGCUACAUCAGCCACUCGCUCCAGUUUUUCAUAGAUAACAUGGAAUCCUAUCCCAAGCAAGCCCCUCUCUUUGAGCCUCAAUUGACGCUAACAGACCUGGGGAUGACCUUUAUCCCAUCUCUGGAGAAAGAGGCGGGGGAUGGCUUUUAUGAGCUAAUAGAACGACUUAUUGGAGAUAUAUUUAAGACAUCAGUGAAUGUCAACAGGUUGGCUUCUUAUGUAAGCACGGACAGCUAUCAGGACAUAAUGGAAGACAUGCUGGAUUUGUUGGACCUGCGAAAAGAAGUGAUUGGCAGAGUGGAGAAUGUUCUCAACAAAGCUGUGUCUUACCAGCGACAGUUCGAUUGCUAUAGCCAUCUUUGGCAAGAUUGCAGGGCAGAGUUCCUCAGCCAGUUCCUCCUGUAUGCACAUGCACUAACACCUGAAGAAGUAGAGGCUCACAGUGCAGAUAUUUUGCCAGAAAAUCCUCCUACCGUCGAAGAUUUCACAGAACAGAUUGAUUAUUAUGAGGGCCUGUACUCUGAAAUAUGGAAGCUUGAAGACUCAAGUUUGUUUGAUGGAUGGUUUCGGGUGGAUAUCAAGCUCUUCAAAACCAACCUUCUGAACACUAUAAAGAAGUGGAGUUGGCUUUUUAAGGAACACCUUUUGACACAUGUCACUAACAGUCUUGAUGAGCUGCAGGGGUUUAUCCAUACUACUGUUGAAGGACUUGCAAAGUGUGUGCCUCAAGGGGACCACAACGGUUUAGUGGAAAUCAUGAGUCACCUCUUGGCCAUAAGAGACAGACAACCUGGCACAGACAAUAUGUUUGAGCCUCUCAGGGGCACAGUAAUUCUUCUGGAGCGACAUGGAGUGACUAUACCCGACAAGGUCUAUUUUCAGUUAGAGGAACUUCCUGAAAAAUGGAGUGGGGCUAAAAAACUGGCCUUAAAGGUGAGGCAUGAAGUCUCCCCUUUGCAAAACGAAGAGGUGUUGGUUUUACGAAGACGUUGUGUGGAAUUUGAGGUGAAACAAAGCCAAUUCCGGGAAAUCUUUAGAAAAGCUGCACCUUUCAGUUACAAAACAUCACAUCCCUACAUCAGCCUGGAGAAUUCAGAAAAAGCCAUUCGAGACAUGGAGAAAGAGUUGACAGAAUUGCAGCGGUCAACACACCUAUUUGAUGUCUCAAUCCCUGAAUUUAGAGACAUCAAGCUCUGCAAACGAGACAUUGUUGUUCUCAAAGAACUGUGGGAUAUUGUUGUAUUUGUGCAUACCAAUGUGGAAAACUGGACAAAGAGCAAAUGGAGGCAGAUCAACGUGGAGCAGAUGGAUGCAGAAUUGAGAGGGUUUGCGACGGACAUGCGGAAGCUUGACAAAGAAGCUCGCAUGUGGGAUGUGUAUUCUGGUUUAGACUUUUAUGUUAAGAAUCUGCUGACAUCCCUGCGGGCCGUGAGUCGGCUACAAAAUCUUGCAAUACGUGAGCGCCACUGGGUACAGCUUAUAAGAACAACAAAGAUGAACUUUACUGUAAGUGAUAGCACCACCUUGGCAGAACUCUUGGCGCUCCAACUGCAUCUUUACGAAGAAGAGGUUCGGCACAUCGUGGAUAAGGCAGUUAAGGAAAUGGCCAUUGAGAAGGUUGUGACAGAAAUAAGUCAAAUUUGGGCAUCAAUGGAGCUUUCAUAUGAGGAUCAUUACCAAACCUCUGUACCACUUCUUAAAUGUGAUGAGCGGCUCAUUGAAACGCUUGAGGAUCAUCAGGUUCAGCUCCAGGGCAUCUUCCAGAGCAAGCAUGUAGAUUACUUUCUUCUCCAAGUAGUGGAGCUCCAGAAACAGCUCACUGUAGCUGACUCUGUGCUGAUGAUCUGGAUAGAGGUACAAAGGACGUGGGCCUAUUUGGAAAGCAUAUUUAAAGGCUGCGAUGACAUCUGCCAGCAGCUGCCAACAGAUGCGCACAGAUUCCGAAUGAUAGAUGUUGAAUUUCAGGAAUUUAUGGUAGACAGUGCAAAUACCAAAAAUGCCAUUGAGGCCACCAAUAAACACAAGCUAUUUGAAAAGUUAGAAGAUCUUCAAAAAAGACUGACUUUGUGUGAAAAAGCUCUUGCGGAAUACUUGGAGACCAAAAGACUUGCGUUUCCAAGAUUCUACUUUAUUUCAUCAGCAGACUUGUUGGAUAUUCUCUCUAAAGGAAGUCGCCCUAAAGAUGUAACGUGCCACCUCUCAAAACUGUUUGACAACAUGUCCGAUCUGGAGUUCUCCAAAACUCAUUCCACACUUGCAGUGGGAAUGUACAGCAAGGAAAAGGAAUAUGUACUAUUUCAGAGGGAAUGUUACUGUAUUGGAGUGGUGGAGGCAUGGCUUACCUGUCUGGAGAAGUCCAUGAGGGAAAGUGUCAGGGGUCGACUGUAUGAGGCUGUGUCUGUGUAUGAGGAGAGGCCCAGAGAGCAGUGGAUUCUUGACUUUCCGGCCCAGGUUGCUCUGACUGCGUCACAGAUAUGGUGGAGUAACGAUGUGGAGCUUGUCUUUAAAAGAAUGGAGGAAGGAUUUGAGUCUGCACUUAAAGACUAUAACAAGAAACAGAUUGCUCAGCUAAACAUGUUGAUUGACAUGUUGUUAAAUGAAAUGAGUUCAGAAAACCGACAGAAGAUUAGGACUAUUUGCACCAUUGAUGUCCACGCAAGAGAUGUUGUUGCAAGUUUAAUUGCUCAAAAGGUUACCACCUCGCAGGCCUUCCAGUGGCUUUCCCAGCUCCGCCACUGCUGGAAUGAGCAGCAGCACCACUGUUUUAUUAACAUAUGUGAUGCCCAAUUCCCUUACCUUUAUGAAUACCUUGGGAAUACACCACGUCUUGUUAUCACACCCCUCACUGACCGGUGUUACAUCACUUUGACCCAGUCACUGCACCUGACCAUGAGUGGAGCCCCAGUAGGUCCUGCUGGAACUGGCAAAACCGAGACCACAAAGGAUCUUGGCCGAGCCCUGGGUGUCAUGGUGUAUAUAUUUAACUGUUCUGAACAGAUGGACUACAAGUCAAUCGGUAAUAUCUACAAGGGUCUGGCCCAGACUGGAGCAUGGGGCUGCUUUGAUGAGUUCAAUCGCAUCCCUGUCGAGGUUUUGUCUGUUGUUGCCAUGCAAGUGAAAACAAUCCAGGAUGCAAUUCGGUCUAAAAAGAAAAGGUUCCUGUUCCUUGAUAUCGAAAUUCUCUUAAAACCUUCUGUGGGGAUUUUCAUUACUAUGAAUCCUGGCUAUGCAGGAAGAGCAGAGCUUCCUGAAAACCUCAAGGCUUUGUUCAGACCCUGUGCAAUGGUGGUACCUGACAUUGAGCUCAUCUGUGAAAUCAUGUUGGUAGCAGAGGGCUUUUGUGGUGCCAAGCUUCUGGCCAGAAGGUUUACUGCCCUUUAUGCUCUAUGCAAAGAGCUUCUCUCCCAGCAAGACCACUAUGAUUGGGGUUUACGUGCUGUCAAGGCUGUGCUGGUUGUGGCUGGUGCACUGAGAAGAAGAGAUAAGAGAAGACCGGAGGAUCAGGUGCUCAUGCGUGCUCUGAGGGACUUCAACAUGCCAAAAAUUGUAACUGAGGAUGUCACCAUCUUCCUUGGAUUGCUGCAAGAUUUAUUUCCUGGUCUGGAAGUAGAGAGAGAAAGAGACCUGGAAUUUGAAAAGACAGUAAGAGAUACCACUGUUGCUCUUCGUCUUCAGCCAGAGGAGACAUUCAUCCUCAAGGUGAUGCAAUUGGUGGAACUCAUGGCUGUGCGUCAUUCUAUCUUUGUCAUUGGAAAUGAGGGAACUGGCAAGAGCUCGAUAUUGAGAGUUCUCUAUAAAACCUAUGUGAACCUGAAAAAGAAACCGAUCUGGAAUGAUCUCAAUCCCAAGGCAGUUGACAGAGACGAAUUGUUUGGCUUCAUCCAUCCAGCAACUCGAGAGUGGAAAGACGGUUUGCUUUCAUCACUGAUGCGAGAGCAAGCGAACAUGUCCCACCUAGGACCUAAGUGGAUUGUGUUGGAUGGAGACAUUGAUCCGAUGUGGAUUGAAUCACUCAACACGGUGAUGGAUGACAACAAGGUGCUGACUCUAGCAAGUAAUGAGCGUGUGCCACUCAAGUCAUCCAUGAGGCUUGUGUUUGAAAUCAGCCAUCUGAGAGCAGCCACUCCUGCCACUGUGUCCAGAGCAGGAAUCCUCUACAUCAACCUCCAAGACCUUGGAUGGAACCCAUAUGUUGCCAGUUGGAUUGACAAGAGAGAACGGCAAACAGAAAGGGCCCACCUAACCAUACUGUUUGAAAAAUAUGUCCCACGUUGUCUGGAAAAGAUGAGAAACACUUUUAAGACAAUCAUUCCUAUUCCAGAAAACUCUCUGGUACAGACACUCUGCACUUUGCUUGACUGCUUUCUAACGACAGACAAUAUUCCCUCCGACUCUCCACGGGACCUUUAUGAAACAUACUUUAUCUUUGCCUGCAUUUGGGCUUUCGGUGGGGCCUUGUGUCAAGACCAGCUUUAUGAUUACCGUGUGGAGUUCAGUCAGUGGUGGACCAAAGAAAUGAAGACGAUCAAGCUGCCGGCACAGGGGACAGUGUUUGACUACUACAUCGACCCUCAAUCAAAGCGCUUCCUUCCCUGGAGUGAAAUUGUGCCUUCUUUUGAAAUGGAAACUAAUACACCAUUACAGGCUGUUCUGGUACACACAGCAGAGACCCUGCGUCUUCAUUACUUCAUGGACUUGUUGCUGGAGCGCAGACAGCCACUAAUGUUGGUGGGGAAUGCGGGUGUGGGGAAAACCGCACUUGUCAGGAACAAGUUAGACGGUCUGCCAGAGACUUACAAAACUGUAAAAGUACCCUUCAACUACUACAUAACCUCCCUCACGCUGCAAGGGAUCCUUGAACGACCAUUAGAGAAAAAAGCAGGCAGAAACUACUCCCCGGUGGGCAACAGAAGGCUGGUGUACUUCAUUGACGAUAUGAACAUGCCAGCUGUGGACACCUAUGGAACAAUGCAGCCUCACACACUUAUAAGACAGCAUCUGGAUUAUGGCCACUGGUAUGACAGACAGAAGUGGUCUUUGAAAGAAAUAUACAACACUCAAUAUGUUGCAUGCCUGAACCCAACAGCUGGAAGCUUCAAUAUCAACCCAAGACUGCAGAGACAUUUCUCCGUGCUUGCGGUAAACUUUCCAUCAUCCGAAUGUCUGAUGUCCAUCUUCGGGCAGAUCUUGAGCAGUCACUUGACACAGGGCCACUUCAGUCAGCCGGUUCAGAAGAGCAUUGCUGCUGUAGUACAGGCUACUGUAAUACUUCAUCACAAGAUGGAGCUCGGAUUUUUGACAACAGCCAUUAAAUUUCACUAUAUGUUCAACAUGCGAGACUUGUCCAACAUUUUUCAGGGGCUACUUUUUGCAAAGCCUGAAAGUGUGAAAGACAGCACCGAUCUGGCUCUGCUAUGGCUACAUGAGUCCUCCAGAGUGUAUUCUGACAGGCUGGUAGAUGUGAAAGACCUACAGCUCUUUGGGAAGCUCCAGAUGGAGACUGUGCAUGAAUGCUUUGAGGGAGUUGAAAUUGAAAAUAUGAUAAAAGAGCCCCUUCUAUUUUGCCAUUUUGCCAAAUUCGGUGAGGAGUCCUCCUACACUGCUGUUACGGACUGGUCUGUGCUUAGGACCACCCUUACGGAUGCUUUGGAAAGCUACAAUGAGCUGAAUGCAACUAUGGAUUUGGUGCUGUUUGAGGAUGCAAUGCAACAUGUUUGUCGCAUCAGUCGUAUCCUGGAGUCUCCUUGCAGUCACGGCUUACUAAUCGGGGUCGGAGGCAGUGGCAAGCAGAGCCUGACUCGCCUGGCUGCCUACAUUUCCUCUGUGGAAGUCUUCCAAAUCACUUUGCACAAAGGUUACAGUACACAGGACCUCAAGAUGGAUCUAGCAGGUUUGUUCCUGAAGGCUGGCGUGAAGAAUCAGCGUGUGGCUCUUCUCAUGACUGAUGCACAAAUACCCGAUGAGUGCUUUCUGGUCAUUGUUAAUGACUUUCUGUCAUCAGGAGAAAUUCCUGAAGUCUUCAGCGAGGAAGAAAUUGAAGGGAUUGUGUCCGCUGUGAAAGCGGAUGUCCGAGCUUUUGGGCUACUUGAGACCAAGGAGAACUGCUGGAGAUUUUUUAUUGAAAGAGUUCGACUUCAGAUGACGGUGGUGUUGUCUUUGUCUCCAGUGGGCAGUCAUCUCCGACUAAGGGCCUGUCGAUUUCCUGCUCUCAUCCAAUGUACCACCAUUGACUGGUUCCACCCUUGGAGCUCGCAAGCUUUGCAGUCGGUCAGCUACACAUUCAUCCAUGAAAUUGACGGCAUUGAGCCUGCUGUCCAGGAAUCCAUCAGUCUUUUCAUGGCCUACGUUCACACCAGUGUCAACCAGGCAAGUGAAAAAUACCAGUGCGAUGAGAAGAAGUACAAUUACACCACCCCCAAAAGCUUUCUCCAGCAAAUCACCCUGUACAGAAACCUUCUGCAAAAGUCCCGCGACCAGCUUCAGCUCAAGAUGAACCGCCUUGACUGUGGCCUUCAAAAGCUCCAAAGCACUGCCACUCAGGUUGAGGAUAUGAAAGCCAAGUUAGCCGACCAAGAAACUGAUCUGACCUUUAAAAACCAAAAUAUCGAGGCUCUUAUUGCAAAGAUUGGACUUCAGACUGAGAAAGUUAGCAGCAAGAAAGACGCCGCAGAUGUUGAGGCACAAAAGGUGGCUCUAAUCCAGGCAGAAGUGUCAGUGAAACAGAGAGAUUGUGAGACAGACCUGGUUAAGGCAGAGCCUUUGCUGACAGCCGCCACUACAGCACUGAACACCCUCAACAAGGUAAAUCUUACUGAGCUGAAGGCCUUCCCCAACCCUCCCCCGGCAGUCAUCAACGUAGCGGCAGCCGUGAUGGUUCUGCUGGCUCCCCGUGGUCGGGUUCCUAAGGAUCGGAGCUGGAAAGCAGCACGGGCCUUCAUGGGCAAGGUGGAUGAUUUUAUGCAAGCUCUGGUGUCAUAUGACAAGGAGCACAUCCACGAGUCAUCUUUGAAUGUGGUGAAACAUGACUACCUCAGAAAGCCAGAGUUCCACCCUGAUCAAGUUCGGACCAAAUCUACAGCUGCGGCAGGACUCUGUGCCUGGACAAUUAACAUUGUUCGAUACAAUGAGAUUUAUUGUGAGGUCAUUCCAAAGAGACUUGCUUUAUUACAAGCUAAUGCAGAGUUAGAAACAGCAACAGCUAAACUGUUGGCGAUCCAAAAAAAGUUGGUGGAUUUGGACGCUAACCUUCAGAGCCUCACAGCUCAGUUUGAGACAGCAACAGCAGAGAAAAUCAGUUGUCAGCAUGAUGUGACCCACACUAACCAGACCAUAGAGCUGGCCAACCGACUUGUCAGAGGCUUGGAGUCAGAGAACGAACGUUGGUCACAGGGGCUUAUUCAAUAUAAAAAGCAACAGAAAACGCUUUGUGGUGACGUUGCCCUCACCUCAGCAUUUGUCUCCUACAUGGGUUAUUUUACCAGGCAGUAUCGUGCAGAACUCCUUAACGAAAAAUGGAUUCCUUUUCUCAAAUGUCAAAAGGUCUCCAUACCCCUGACAGAUGGCCUGGAUCCCAUCCUCAUGCUUACAGAUGAUGCAACUGUGGCUGCUUGGCAUAACCAGGGCCUGCCGAAUGAUAGGAUGUCCACUGAGAAUGCCGCCAUCCUGACCACUGGUGAGCGUUGGCCGCUCAUCGUCGACCCACAGCGGCAGGGCAUCAAAUGGAUUCGAAACCAGCAAGGAACCAAGCUUAGGGUGGUGCAACUAGGACAAAAAGGGUACCUUGAUGUAAUUGAAGAGGCACUAGUCAAUGGGGAGACAAUGCUGAUAGAGAAUCUGCCAGAAAGAGUUGACCCAGUCUUGGAGCCUCUUUUGGGCAGAAACACCACCAAAAAGGGAAGGUGCAUUCAGAUUGGAAACAAAGAGUGUGAAUACAACAGUAAUUUCCAUCUUAUUUUGCACACCAAACUGGCCAAUCCACACUUCCCUCCUGAAUUCCAGGCUCAAGUCACUCUCAUAAACUUCACCGUGACCCCUGCUGGUCUGGAGGAGCAGCUGCUGGGACAGGUAGUGUCCCGGGAAAGACCUGAUCUAGAAGCCCAAAAGAUGGAGUUGACCACACAGCAGAACCACUUUAAGAUAGAGCUGAAUAGGUUAGAGGAUGAUCUGCUAAGUCGCCUCUCUGCAGCCUGCGGUAAUUUCCUGGGUGAUAUUUCUCUUGUGGAGCAACUUGAGAACACCAAGACUACAGCGGCUUACAUCCAGGAUAAAGUGGUGGAGGCCCGUGAGAAUGAGACAAAGAUCAACGAGGCUCGGGAAAUAUACCGCCCUGCUGCUGAGAGAGCAUCACUCCUCUUCUUCAUCAUCAAUGACCUCAACAAGAUUAACCCCAUGUACCAGUUUUCUCUCAAGAGCUUUAUCUCAGUGUUUAGCAAAGCAAUGGAGUCCGUGAUAUGCGAGGAACAUGUGAGCAGUAGAGUGGCAGCUCUCACUGAGGCCAUUACCUAUUGUGUAUUCCUAUACACAAGCCAGGGCCUGUUUGAGAAAGACAAGUUAACCUUCUUGUCACACACUGCCUUCCAGAUUCAGCUUAAGCGGAACCUGAUUGAUGCACAGGAGUUUGACUUUCUCCUGCGUUUCUCGGUGAAAAGUAGCAAAGUUAGCCCCGUGUCCUUCCUCUCACCACAAGCCUGGGGAGCCAUUAAGACCAUCUCUACAAUGGAGGCUUUUAACGGACUGGACAGAGACAUAGAAAGUUCACAUAAACGCUGGAGAAAGAUUGUUGAAUCCAGUUGUCCUGAGAAGGAAAGACUUCCGCAGGACUGGAAGAAUAAAAGUUGCAUGCAGAAGCUUAUCAUCUUGAGAGCUCUGCGGCCUGACAGGGUGACCCACACCUUAAGGAACUUUGUGGAGGAUAGCAUGGGAGACAAAUACGUUGAGGCUUCCAGGCUCAACUUUGACAAGUUGUAUGAGACUAGCAGCCCAUCAACACCUGUGUUCUUUAUCCUCUCACCAGGUGUUGAUCCACUUAAAGACGUAGAAAAACUAGGAUUAAUGCUGGGAUUUUCAAUUGACUCGGGCAAUUUUCACAAUGUUUCAUUGGGACAGGGACAGGAAGAUGUAGCUGAAAGGGUACUUAAGAACUCCUCUAAACUUGGACACUGGGUCAUUCUGCAGAACGUGCACUUGAUAGCGCGAUGGCUCCCGGCUCUAGAAGCGCUCCUGGAGACAGUGGCAGUGGACAGUCACCCUAGCUACAGGGUUUUCAUCACUGGAGAACCCGCACCGAGCCCAGAGCAGCACGUCCUCCCAAGAGGAAUUCUGGAGAACUCCAUUAAAAUCACCAAUGAACCCCCCACUGGCAUGAACGCUAGUGUUCAUACAGCCCUUAACAACUUCAGUCAAGACACUCUGGACAUGUGCUCACGAGAACAGGAAUUCAACUCCAUGUUGUUCUCCCUCUGCUUCUUUCACGCGUGUGUCACGGAGCGACGAAAGUUUGGCCCUCAAGGGUGGAACCAUAAGUACCCUUUUAGCACUGGGGACCUCACCAUCUCAGCUAAUGUUCUCUUCAACUACUUGGAAUACAACACCAAGUCCACGCAGGUACCUUGGGAGGAUUUGUGCUAUCUCUUUGGGGAAAUCAUGUAUGGAGGACACAUCACUAAUGACUGGGACAGAAGACUGUGUAAGGCCUACCUGCAAGAGUUAAUUAAUCCUAAAAUGUUUGAAGGGGAGCUCUGUCUUUGUCCUGGCUUCCUGGCUCCUCCAUUCAUGGACCACAGUGGAUACCACACUUAUAUUGAUGAGCACCUUCCACCUGAGAGUCCCAUUUUGUACGGCCUUCAUCCCAAUGCAGAGCUGGAGUGCCUAACUCUCAUCUCAAACAACCUCCUAAAGAUUCUGCUGGAGCUGCAGCCCCAGGGCUCCUCCAGAGGAGAGGGGGAAGUCUCAAACACAGAAGAGAAGGUCAAGUCCAUCAUUGAAGAUCUUCUUGACAAGCUUCCUGAUCGGUACAACAUGGCAGAGAUUACGUUGAAGGCAACAGAGCGAAGCCCGUACAUUUCAGUUUGUUUGCAGGAGUGUGAACGCAUGAACCUCCUGCUAGAGGAAAUGAGGAAGUCUCUUAACAAGUUGGAUCUUGGCCUGAAGGGAGAACUCACCAUCUCCUCCAGUAUGGAAACCCUGCAGUUGGCCUUGUUCAAGGACUCUGUUCCAGACUCCUGGGCCAGGCUGGCUUACCCUUCUACUAAAACACUUACACACUGGUUCACUGAUAUCAAGUGUAGUUGUCGUGAGCUGGACAGCUGGAUGCAGGACUUUGUUUUACCUGCAGUCAUUUGGCUCUCAGGCCUCUUCAACCCGCAGUCUUUUCUUACUGCUAUCCUGCAGAGCAUAUCUCGUAAGAAUCAGUGGCCCCUGGACAAGAUGACGUUGACUGCAGACAUGACAAAGAAGACAAAGGAGGACUUUGGCCAUCCACCACGUGAGGGGGCCUACAUUCAUGGCCUCUUCAUGGAAGGAGCACGUUGGGAUACUAACUCGGGAGUGAUCGCUGAGGCUGUUUUGAGGGAUCUGACUCCUCCCAUUCCAGUGGUGUAUGUCCGAGCGGUGCCAUCAGAGGAACAGGAGCUCAAGAACACUUAUGAAUGUCCUUUAUACCGCACAAAACGGCGCGGUUCCACGUAUGUUUGGACGUUUUACCUCAGAAGCAAACAGCCUCCUGCUAAGUGGAUUUUAGGUGGCGUGGCUCUGCUGCUUUCAGUGUGACACAUUUUAGCAUUUGACAAGUAUUUUGUGGCUACAGUAUUAUGUAAGCAGUUUGCCGGCCAAACAAUUUGUUCCAGCAGUAUUCACUUAAGUCAACUUUUAUGUACACAGUAUAUAAUGGUUUAUUUGUUUCAGACAUGCUUAACAAAUUACAUUAAGGAACAUCAUAUGGUUACAUUUGUACAGUUCAACAUCAAAUAGGAAGAAGCAGAGCUUUUUUAAAAUCCUGUCCUUCUCCAUAUUUAAUAAUUCAUUCAUACCUUAUCAUUUACAUACUGACACUUACAGUACAAUGUUUUGUUUGCUUAAAUUUUUGUCGUUUAAAUUAUGUUCAUAUUUUUGUUUCCAUUUUGUAAUGAAAGAAAACAUCCAUCCAUCCAUCCAUCUCUUUUCUACUGCUUGUCCCUCAGGUCGUGGGGGAGGGAGGGGGGGGAAGAGCUGGAGCCUAUCCCAGCUGCACUCCAGCGGAAAGUAGGAUACACCCUGGACAAGUCAUCAUUUGUUAUUAGACAUGUUUUUUUUUUUUGAUUAUCCAGUAUUUGUAAACAUGUUUGAGGAACAAAAAUAAGUGAGAACAGGCUACAUGUUAAAUUGGUGGACCAGACACUGUUGAACAUCUCCCUUGGGAUGAUUCUAUCUGGCCAUGAUUUGUAGAGAGCUUAUGUCUCCAUUUUCCACCGUGUAAUUCCGGAUAGGGAGCAUAUUUUAUUGGAAGGUCAAGAUUAAAAAAAGAUCGCUGGCUGCCCUCUGCUAACUGAAUGAUACACAAUGCUGUCUGGAGAAUUCCCGGCUUGAAUUCCCAGGAGAUGAUGUGCAUGGUUGCUAUUGACUUUUAAAUGAGGUGCAUUUGACAUUGACCUUUUGUACGGCUUCGGCAGAAUACUAACAGACCAACGUGAUUCAUUCGACCGGGCCUGCUGAGGAAACCUAUUCAAAGGCAUUGAUAGCUUUCUAUGAGACAGCAAAACAUCAGAUUACACAUCUAUUAUCUAUUGCCGCACAAACAAAAUAACCUUAAAGAACAAUUACAGCCCCUUUUCAAAAGGAUUUCUUUUUGUAAGUUAAAACUAAAAUCUGCAAAAGAAAGGCUAUAAUCAUGCACAUGUAUUAAAGAAGCAGUAUUCUAAUAUUGUAAUAAAAAUGAUAUCGCAAAUGAUUGUUUUUUUUACCC